UCAUUUGCAUGUGUGACAUCACGGGCCUAGAAUAUUUAAGAGGGCGCCCCGACCCACGCUCAGGACCACUCUGUCUCGGGACUUUGGCCUCUUCUUUCCUUUCCGCUCCUGCAGCUGCGACCCUCCAACAUGACCGAGUUCACGGCGGAUCAGAUUGAGGACUUCAAGGAGGCCUUCGGUCUCUUCGACAGGAUCGGUGACAGCCAGGUGGCCUACAACCAGGUGGCCGACAUCAUGCGCGCCCUGGGCCAGAACCCCACCAACAAAGAUGUGGUCAAGAUCCUGGGCAACCCAUCAGCCGAAGACAUGGCCAACAAGAGGAUCAAUUUCGACACCUUCCUGCCCAUGCUGAAGCAGGUGGACGCUCUGCCCAAGGGUACGUAUGACGACUACGUUGAGGGUCUGCGCGUCUUUGACAAGGAGGGCAACGGCACCGUCAUGGGCGCUGAGCUGCGCAUCGUGCUGUCCACCCUGGGAGAGAAGAUGACCGAGCCCGAGAUCGAAGCCCUCAUGGCCGGCCAGGAGGACGAGAACGGCAGUGUGCACUACGAAGCGUUCGUCAAGCACAUCAUGUCCGUUUAAGCGGCCCGCAGAAGGAGAGCGUGUUCAGGACAUCGGACAUUCGAAGACCAAGAAGAAAAGACAAGGACUUUGUACACGGGAUGUUGAAGCGAAUCCAACGUUUUGUUUAUUUUGUUUACCUCUCCGUUUCAACCGUCCUCUUAUCGGGACUGGCCCUCUCCGUUGUAGAACCCAUCACUGUGUCUCCACUCGCCGCAUGAGGUGAGGACACGGGGGAGCAGGGGUGACCACUCAUCAAGUGAGGGCCCAUCCCUCCCUUCCCACCGCCACCUCAUUCAGUCGCGCCAUCACUGGCCCAGCAACGCCAAAGGUCCUGGAGAGCGGCAGCGGACUGACCGCCAAAAAGUCUCCCCAUUGCCCAGGAAACUAUAAUUUAUUUUCACUCUGUUCCUUUCAGAAUAAACCUAAUCCAGAGGACAUCCCA
Molecule: messenger RNA, 1006 nt
Organism: Nerophis ophidion (straightnose pipefish)
Lineage: Eukaryota; Metazoa; Chordata; Actinopteri; Syngnathiformes; Syngnathidae
Gene: mylz3
Product: myosin, light polypeptide 3, skeletal muscle
Exons: 6
Coding region: 130-582 (150 amino acids)
Cellular component (GO): myosin II complex; contractile muscle fiber
Molecular function (GO): calcium ion binding
Source: RefSeq, a predicted model, not a curated record